CUCUAUGCCACGGCACGCGGCCGGCCGGGUUUCGAUUUUAAAACCCAGCCCGGCAAGCUUACUUCGCAGUCGGAUCUCGUACGAUACGCACGCGUCCGAUAAGCUCUCAAGCAAUUUACGAAUUUCUUGUUUUAGUGUUUGUAUAAUCGACAAACUGUGCUCUUCAAAUAUGUGUGAAAAAAGGAUAAGGAAAAUUAAAAAAGGUUCGCAAUUGGCUCGCCUACGUGAAGCGAGACGCCUACAAAGAAUGCAGUGGUUAGCUUCACCGACUACACCAGAGGCGCUCGCACCUCCUCCGCCUCAGUCAGCCGUAGUAGACAAAGCUGCUCAAAACAGAGUAAUUUUAGAACUAGCCUGGAAAACAAUCGCCCUGAUGCAGAAAAACAGGCUUAUCCAACAAAAGAUCAUUGCUCUGCAAAAAGAAACGUCUGAUUUCGUUGCUGCUGUCAUGAGCAAUCCAGAAAACAAACGGCGAUAUUUGGAACAUGUCCGUCUUUAUGCCGCUGGUCUCAUCACCUUACAACCCGCGGAAGACGCGCAAACUAAACCCCUGAAGAUAGAAUCUAAAAACUAAAUUUUCCUCAGUAAAAUAAUGAAUGAAUGAAUAAAGUGAAGGGUGAUCGUAUUAUACUUCUGAUUAAGUUUAAAAAUUGUGUUAUUGCAUAUAAGCUAUGCUUAUUGUGAUCGACUUAUGUUAGUUUAUUUAAGUACUCAUUGAUGCAAGGAAAAUAUUGGUUAAAAUGUGCUUUUAUUUUACCUUCCAGCAAUAAUAUUUAAAUGCAGUGUCUUAUUCAAAAACGUUGUGGCUAAUAUAGGAAACCCUUUUUGUUGUAAACAUAUUGAGGUUGUUAUAUACGAGGCUGUUGAUGUUUCUAGGUAUAUCUCGUGUAUCUUUUAUUAUAUAGACUUAUAUUUAACUUAUAUUUAAGCCUUAAAAGUAUUGAUAAACGAUUUAACAGGUUGACCAAUUACAUAGGUCUAGAAAUUUAUAGGAAUACAAUAAAAAACCGCUAAUUAUACGUCCAUUUUUUUAUAUGAGUUCUCUUUUAAAGUUAGUGACAAAAUUUUAAAUGUUAAAUAAACCACUAUGUAAAAUUGAUUGGAUGAUAAAAUAUAUGUAACAUGUAAAAAUCUUGAGCCUUAUAUUACAGAUUGUGUAUGAGUUACGUCUGUUUAAUCGAAAUUUAGUUGUAAGUUCCAAAAAGCUGAAAAAGCUUAAAAUACUCUCAAACUGUAAAAUAAUGGUCAACAAAUAUUACCUUAAAUCUGAGCUUAGUACCAAAAUACUCUCCAUAAUGAACAUUUCAUUACAAGAAUUAUCCUUUAUAAUUUUAGUUUUAAAUGUGGUCUAAUUUAGUAUUUAUCAUUUUUUUAUAUUUUUAGAAGGCAUUUAAUAGUUGUAGUAGUAGAUAAUUAUCUACAUUGCACACACAGACAUACCACAGUGUUCAUUUUACGUAAAUUAUCUCCUAGGUGUGUGUGUAGUCAAAUAUUCAGUGUUCAUUUUAAAUGUUAUCAGUUUGUUAUUGCAAUAUACAAUUACCAUUUGUCUUUACACUUCGUUCCUAAUUUUGAUAAAAGUAGAAGCCUCUGGGUUUUGCUACAGUCGGCUAAAAGUGAACUCAUUAAAACAUGCAAAUCAAA
This is a messenger RNA of Melitaea cinxia (Glanville fritillary), 1644 nucleotides long. RefSeq lists its product as uncharacterized. The transcript has 2 exons. Lineage: Eukaryota; Metazoa; Arthropoda; Insecta; Lepidoptera; Nymphalidae. Bases 5 to 574 code for a protein of 189 amino acids. The record is from RefSeq and is a predicted model, not a curated record.